AUGCAAAUGCAUCAAGCCCGUCACCCCCCGGCAAUUCUCCCUGACAUAGCGUGCGUUUCUGACCAAGCGCCCAUAGGUGUGUCUUCACAGGCCGCCUACAAUACUGAUUCUAUGAACGUCGAUAUUCCUACUUCAUUACAGCCAGGGAAACAGCUCCACAUUGCUAAGCACAACAGUGUUCUCCACGCUAAUAUUGCUUUAAUUACAAUGAUGCUCCAGGAAGCUGGCGCCAGUCCGGAGUUUAUUCAGGAGCUGACAAGGUUGAAGCUUCCCCACGCUCGCAGAGAGCCAUUUAUCGAAACCCACAUAGAUGGAGCUAUGACUUCUAUUUCCUCUAUACUUCCACGACCCAGUGUUUUCGGAUAUAGCCUUGAGUUCUAUGAUAAAUACGAUGACCUUCUGCAGUUGUCUAAUAGGGUUCUCAGUGGAGAAAUCUUACAUGCUACUAUGUAUAAGCGCGACAUCAGCUCUGAUAGUUCACACAUCGAUUUAUCCAAUUACGCCGUCUAUGAGGACUACUCUUUAUUUCUAAAGCACUUAGAAACCACUUAUGCUAUUGAAAAUGUCUGUGUUAUUGGUUUUAAUGAGUCUGAACGGAAGUUUCUUGUGGCACCAGAAAGUAUUUUUGGUGAUGGUUCAAAUCCGCCUUCAGGAGAGACAUUAAGAGGGUCAAGCUAUUUGUGCGCUCGCCUUAUGCUAAAGUUUUCUACUACUGACCAUCCUUUAGACAGAGAUUCUAUCUUUUUUAAGCGACUUUUUGAGGCUCAUAGGCUCAAGGCGACCGUCGAGCGCUCUUAUAUUUUGCACACGUUUAUUACUGCUCUUAUUAAGUCUAUCCAAUACAUCGACUCGUUCAGCAGGGGCGAGCUUGGCAGAUCGAUUACGAACAUUCCUCUCUUACCAAUUAUUAAGGCACUAAGAUUGAGCCCUGCUCUUAUUGCACGUACGGGUUGCGAGGUACAAAUAAUUCGUGGGAUAUCCCCUGGCCCAGAGUUUUUUGAAGAUCUUCUCAUUAAGUAUUUUGCCAAGAACGUAACCAUUCAGCAAAUCCUAAAGAAUAAUGUCUUUUACCCGCUUUUAGACUCUCUUCUCACAGAUGCAGAGGUGGACUACAAGCGUGUGCAUAUCCUUAAUUCACUUGGACGCUGCCGUCUUCAAAAUGCAGACCUCGACAGGUUUCUUCUAAAGUAUGGUAUUGAUAGGCAACUAACAGACUGCGAGUACUUUUUGAAAUGUUACAAUCAUAAGCAUGUGUAUCCAGUUCUUCAACAUAGUACUUCUCGCGGAGGCGUCAUUAAUAUGCGAACUGUGCUUGUUGGAACUUUCCCAAUCACUGAGCGACAGGUUCAUUAUAGUGAGAACCAGUCAGCCCAUCAGGAGCUCGCAUUUAAUAGCACCUCGGAUACCCAAGCAACAUUAGAGUCUAUUGCUUGCCAUAAGGAAGCAUUUAUGAAGGCACGUCUUCAUCUAGAAAAACAUCACUACUUUUACUCUACCUCUCUACAAGGUGCCAUGUUUCGUUUCAGACUAGAUUGUACAGAUUUUUUUGGGAGCAAUCUCGUGCUGUUUCAUCCAAUUGUCUUAGGAAGCUCAGCUUGCGACUUUGUACGGCAUGUCCUCGCAUCUGGUGCCCUUGAUUCGACGCAGAAGAGCUCUUUUUACUCAAAGAUUCUAGACAUUUCCGUAUCCGACAAGCACUGCUUACGUAAACAAGACCAUGAGAUUGCGGAUCUCUACCAAAACUUUCUUGAGGAACAGAAGACAUUUCACGAAGAUCUUCAAGCUACACAUUCUCAAGAACAUGUCAAUUUUCGCCGCUUUGGAGAUGGAAUCCUGUAUUCCGAUGGGCGUUACGAGUACUAUGUGGGAAGACAGCGUAUUUUACUGCCUGAAAGUAUAACUAGUGGCGAUUAUGUCAGUUGUAUUAGAAACAUUGCUGAGCAUCAGCAGGCUAUUUUUCGUCAGCGGGGAGAGAAUGUCCUGUCAAUUUCUCUCAUACAUAGCGCCACUGAUAUAGAUACCCAUAUUUACCGAGGCGAGAGCUUCAGUUUCUUUAGGGGCUGGAAGAGCCAAUGUCUCUUUGACUCCUUGAAUUCUUUUGUCACUACUAUCUAUGAAACCAUCGACGCAAUUUUUCUGCCCCGACUAGCACAGUAUCUUUUUCCAUUAAUGGCUCUCCAGGAAGUAGAGCGUCGUCAUGCCUCCAGAAUCUGUGAUGAAAUUUUUACACAGGCCUUAACAGAAACAAUCGAUCACACAUAUGAUUUGUUUCUUGAAGCAUUAAAAGAUAAGCGAAGAACACCUGACUUGAGCUUCAUGAAUCCAGAUGGGUUUAUAAACAUAAGCUUAACGCAGCAGAAGCAGCAAGGGGGGUGUGGUAACACUUUGCAGCAUGCCAACGUUCCCCCAGCAGAUACCUUACCUAAUACUUAUAUGGAUUCCUCUAUUGCGACUAGCAAGCUACAAGCAUCAAUGCCACCCAUACAGCUCAGUGACCUUGAAGUUGUGGGCAAGGAUAUUAUUAUUAGGAAGGGAAAUAGAGCCUUUCUAGACCCACGAAAUAACACGCUGACGCGGCUAGUUAAGGCUAUUUUGUUUGAAAUAGAAAAGCUGGCUAACAGAGGAAUGAGUUUGUUGGAAUAUGGCGUUUUUAACUAUGAGAAUUGGCCCAAAGAUGCACUACUCAAGUCAUCUACCCCAACGUUCCUUUACAACUCUAAGGAGAAGAUCAAAGAGCUUAUUCUCAAUAUGAUUCACCUGGGUUUGCACAGCGCCGGUACGCUCCCGAAGUAUUUGCUCGAAGUUCCUGUCACUUAUCCCAUGGAUUCGGUCCCCUUGGUUGAAGUUGUUGUUCAGUUAGCUGUCAACCCUGUAUCUUCUGACUACUCCGAGUCUAUAGGGCUUUAUGCAUGUGCUUAUGAGGAGACAUCUAAAGCUGUUUCCAAAUGGUAUCAGCAAAACCUCUAUCAGUUGGACCUCCUCUUUGAGCAAGUGGCUAUCAGCUCAUUUUUAAAAGAAAGCGAGAUAGAAGAUCAGCAGCAAGCAUCUCCUACCGAGCUCCCAGAGAAGUACACUGUCUUAGAAUGCUAUAAGGAUAAGUACACAACAACAGGAUAUGGCACUAAUAGAUACCUCCGCAACGAUACUGCCUUCCAAGUUUUCGAAAAGAAUCCAGAGCCAGACCACAGUCGUACUGAUCUUUCUGUAACAUCAGUGACCCAAACAACCUGUCCCAGCGACAAUCUUCAGAGCACAAUGGCUGAACUGUUAGAAGAGACCAUUAUCACUGCUAAUGAUUGCUUUGUAUCGGUUACUGAUAGCACGCUACCACACUUUACUUUGGAGCCAUCAAAAUCAGAAUUUAUGACCAAGCUUUCUGGACUAUUCGACUGUUACGAUACUUUUGCUUCGCAGUUUGUGUCAUUCUAUGAUAGCAUUUCUGUAGAUCCAGAAAGGAAGCGCCUAAAACCGCCAGAGUAUGCAUAUGGGUUUAGAUAUGUCAAAGAGAAGCGCCACACAUGUCUCGACUAUACAGAAUAUUGCUACCAACUGGCCGAAGUUGUUCUAGAGAUUUGCAACAUAAUUUGCUCCGCUAUCUUCAAUCGAACGUUGGAUGCUAAAUUGAAAAUGUGGGCAGACAUCAUCUCCAAUGCCAUGGACCUUCCCUACUAUAACCUGUAUCACUCCACAAGCGAAACCAGCAUUGAAGACUUUGACUAUGUUCCGUUGCGACCUGUGGGCGUCACAUCUUCUUCAUCUAAUGUUGUGGAUAAGAAGGAUCAUCAAUUUGAGGAAGUUGACCUUGAUAUUAUCCGAGAAAUAACAAGUCCUCUUCAGAUCCAAGAGCUUUCGCGAAAGGUGCGUAAAGGUCAGAUAGAUGUCACAGAUAAUUUCUUGCAUAAAAUCAAAGCAUACUAUUAUACAUCAGAGUAUUGGGCAACAGUGAAAAGCACCUUUGAUGAUAGAAUGAGCAUCAAUGCGUUUCUGAGUCUUGUUGGAAAAAAAUCUGAGGCAACCAUGAAAAGAACGGAAGUGCAGGAGCUUAUUUCUACCGAGGUUGUUAAAGCUAUUAUUUAUUACCGCAGCAUGCAGAUACUGGUCCAAGAGCAUCUUUUCCCAGAUACUAUACGUUACGGAUUUAUUUGUAUCACAACGACGCCAGCUAAGCAGGCAAUGGAGCACCGUAUUAGUGCAAUCCUAUGUGCAUUAGGAUCGAUUGUAACUGCUCGUGCAUGGACACUAAUAGAGUAUAGCAAUAAGAUUCUUCAAGCAAUACAGAUUCAAUGUUCGUAUACCCCAUCUGUACCAGUAGAGUGGUAUAUGCUUAGAAGGUUUGUUAAGUUCUACAUAAAGCCGCUUCAGCACUUGAUACAUGAUUUGAACAACGAGGCAGUAUCGUACUUGAAUAACAUUCUUACUGUGCUACCUCUAAAGGAGCUUGCCCAUAUUAAGCCACAGUUUGAUCUCAGAAUUCAUUUAGAAGACCCAGAAAACUGGGCAGCGGUCAUUAAGCGACUGUCUGAUCCCGCAGCUGGGGUGCCAGAUGAAUCAAGGUAUGAGUCAGACGUUAUCUCCAUGGCUAGGACAACACAGUUUUCAUGGAUAUUUAAUAGGUUUAUUGGGCUACGCAUGCACACAGAUGCGAUCUAUCAUCCAUACAAACUGGCGUCUCAUCUUUAUUCUAGUAGGUCGCCCUUUGGUCUGAAUAAGCUAAUUACACAGUCUCUUAUUCCAUCUACUGAGGGAAUCAUAUCCCAGAGCAAGUACGAUCUUCUUAUGAACUUGGAGGCGCAUCGUGAGGAUCUUACCAAAAGACAGAGUGAUCUCCUUGAGCGAGUCGAGGCAUUCAGCAAACGAAUCCCCGCUCACUUCAAUUUUAAUGAGGCGAGCCAAGACGUUAGCUACAAAUUCUUUAAGGACGGAGAGGCCCUGCAAGCUGAGCUAGCAAAUCUACAACAAGAAUCAUUGAACUUUAUUAAUGACGAAAUUAGCCUAGAACUGGCUCCAGGCACAUUUCCAGUUAUUGAUUUGCUCCAGCCCCGCAUAGAUAUGAUCCACAGAUUCUGGACAAUAACGUAUGAGCAUUGCACAAUUCUUCCAGUUUGGUUUGACUGCCUUCUCUCUGACCUCGCAGCCAAGUAUUCUGGAAGACUAAACGAGUUCAAAGAAACAGUUUUUAACAAAUAUGUCCAGGUUGCAGAUGUUUUAAGUCUCAUUCAAACUGCAGCCCGCAAGGAAAAGUCUAAGACCAUGCUUGCAAGCUUAGCAAAUGGUGAGAAAAUACUUCUAAAGGUGCAGUCCCACUUAGCGUGGUUUAAACACUACUCCCCUGUCAUCGUCGCCCUUUUAUCACCGGCACUAAAACGUCGCCACCUAGACCAACUGCGAACGAAAGGAAUCUUUCUAAAUCUAGCAGAGCAUACUGUUUCCAAAUUAGUAGAGCGCAAAGUCUUUCUGGAUCUCUCAGAACCUAGCAUUCAAGAUAAGGGCUUUUCACACAGAGCAAAACUUAUUCUAGAAGUCAUAGAACACGCGCAAAAAGAGCACGAUAUUGAGCUUUCGUUUGGAAAGAUUGAAGCAAUCUGGAAGACAGUUUCUUUUGAAUUUAAAGUUUUGUCAGGAGAUCGCUACAAAAGCUACUCAGCACUUUAUUCCACACACAGAGCAGAUGUACACAAUGUGCCGGCCGUGCAUCCACUUUCGAUUGCAAAGGCCAAGGUUCUGGAUGAACAUGGCCGCGAGCUUUGCCUGAACUUAUCCACCAGUGGCUCUAAUGACCGUGUACAUUCCCAGUUAGACCUCGAAAAGCGCCCUUAUGUGAUAUCAAAUCUGGGAUUUAUCUUACAAUUAUAUCAAGAUCAUUUUCUCUUGACCAACAAGCUUUUGCAAUCACAACACGUCACCCCAAUGCAACGCGUGAUCCAACAGUUUACUGAGAAGCAGCUUAUCGUCAAGGAAAUCCUUCUAUUGAUACAGGACAUUCAGGAUAGCUGGCUUCGACUGUAUCCCAUCUACGUUGGCAAGUACACGGAGUUCUUUGGCCACAGAGCCACUGAGUUUAUCAAUCUUACAAUCUGCAUGCAAACAGUGUUUUUAGGGUUUAUCAAUAAUUGCAACGUGCAAGGCAAUAUAACGAUCGCCGGGAAUCUCAACCAAGUAGAUAAGCAAAUCGAAUUGGGGUUAAGGGAUGGCACAAUAAAGUUUUCAGAGGUGCCGCCCAAUCAGCUCCUGACGCCUCUUCUUUUUUACUACAAGGCGUUUCUGGAUCACUUGAAUGCGCGUAUGUACUCUCUUGUGGACACUAAGCGCCAAGGAUUUUUUAGGUUCACUUUUAUGAAUACUAAUGAAAUUGUCAAAAUACUCUCUGCUUUACCUGGAAGCGCAGACGCUGUCCUUACUCCGCUUCUUCAUCUAUACAGCCUUUCUGACUAUUCAAUAGAGAAACACAACGAACAGCUUUUACUAACUACUGUUUUCUCAAAAAGUGGUGAGACCAUCCGACUAGCGGACCCUGUAGAUGUCACAAAAGAAGUAGAUGUGUGGCUGACCACCUUUGAUGAUGUGUUCCGCAAAACUAUGCGCAAGCUCUUUUAUGACCUGUAUGUCGAUGUUUUUGUUGAUAAGAUGGAGCCCAGUGUGGCCUUUCUCAAGUACCCUUCCUGUACCGUUGGGCUGUUUCUUAGGGUCGAGUUCACGCAUCAAAUGGACGCGAUCUUUGCACAAACAGUUUCGGAGCUAGACACACAUCAUAUGAUACUAAGCCUCCUCGAUGACAUCAACCAUAGAAUCGUCUUUUUCAAGCAGCAAUUUCUCGCCUGUUCUAACAAGCUCCUCUAUAACAACAUUCUUGUUGAAUUGAUGUACUUCAGUAAUAUCGUCUCAACUAUAUGCAAGCAUCCUUUGGCUAGGGAUAAGAGAUUUAUCUAUUACAGAAUCUAUAAGUAUCGUAUUGUUCCCCUCGCUGAUGAUGCAAUUAGUCUUUUGACCAAGACGCUGAGCGCACUAGGUGAUAGCUCUAUCAACUCACUCGGCAGUACGUCUCCAGAUCAGGAUCUGCUUCUCUCUACCAAGGUCAUUCACAGAGAUAUGAAUCCAUCAGACUUUGAUGUCCAGAUUUCGUGCCUUGGAAACUCCAUGCUUUACCGAUUCGACUAUAUUCCGCCCACCACUAGAUCGAUAGUGACAGAACCAGUUGACCAAGCAGCUACGUUUAUCUUUUCGGCAUUUGCUUCGCGAUCUGUUGGGGGUUAUAUCAAGGGAGAGACUGGGAAGACUGAGGCUGUCAAGCACAUCGCCUAUUGCCUCGGCUACAAGCCAUAUAUUAUCAAUCCGACGUAUACUGUCCAUUUUUCUGAGACUACACUUCACCAUAUGAUGCUCACAGCAUGCGCUUUCGGCCUUUUGAUAUGCUUUGAGGAUGUAGAGAAAUUCACAAGUUCGUUGCUAAUUACGCUCUCGCGAAAUUUGGGUCAGGUAUAUGGCAUUCUUAAUUCGUAUACAUCAAUUCAAACACUGGCAAACUGUGCUUCCUUACUCCAUGACAGCAGUAACCACAUGAAGAUAGCAUUGCCGGCGGAGAAUCCAGUCGGUGAAGUGUUCUUGCAUCCUUCUGCGAUCUUCUUCCUGACAACCAACACACCGCUUCCACAUAGUUUCAAUAGGGUUGUUAAACCCUUUAAGUGUCAUCUCACAGAGUCUGCAAUCUAUCACAUAAUCCGAACAUACAUGGAUAUCGCAGGCCUUACAGAAAUUGAAUCCGUAACAUCACAACUCAUGCACAUCAUGGGAGCUAUUAAGCGUCUUUUUGCCCCAUUUUUCGGCCUUAGACAUAUCAAAGACAUUAUCAGCGAGAUGCUUCUUCUCUCUCAAUAUACAGGAAGACCCAUCAAGAAGGCAUUCGCUGAGCAACCUGCUGCAUCUCAUUCUGAUAAUAGUAAUGUCACCAAUGAAAGGGCCAACACAGGACGUGCAGAACCUACUCUGGAACAGCGAGAACCUAUCAUCAGUGCAUCCAAGUUAGUCAACUUAGCAAUCAGAACAGUAGUCAGUCCUCUUUUAGCACCAGCUCAUCGUGUGCCUUUUUAUAACAUGCUUGAUGCAGAGUUUGGGGCGAUAGCCCUCCCACCCAUUACUGAGACGCUGCUGGAUGCCGUGAGAGAGAUAUACAUGGACCCGGCAUUUUGUCAAUCCGUUUAUAGAGAGACAGGCUUAGUUUGUCCUUGCAGUGAUCUGGAUAUUUAUGCACAGUCUAUCCUUUAUACCAACAGUUCUGUCUAUCAGGCAGCUCAGACAGAGUUUAUAACAGACAUUAAGUCCUUCAUAGAAGUUAUAGACCACAAUUACGGAACAGUUGUGGUUGGAAACCAUCUUUCCGGCAAGACGAGCUUUAUCACAAUCUGUUCACAAGUAUACGCAAAGCUUUGCGACUAUGUUGUUAACUUGCGAUUUAUUAACUUUUCAAGCAUAUCUUAUCAUGAGUUUUUUGGAUACUAUUCUUUUAGUGACUGGAUUGAUGGGAUUAUUGCUCGCCUUGUUUCUCGUGCGGAGCUGCACGGUUCAAACGAAGUGUCAUGGAUUAUUUGUGACGGUGUGGGAAAGAUGGAUCACCUGGGAAGUAUAUUGAAUGGCACGAUGUUCCUACCAAACGGCGAAAUUUUACGUUUACCGUCGAACAUGAAGUUCAUUUUUGAAGUGACCAAUCUUAUGCUGGUUCCAGAAAUAUUUAGUGCUAAAUGCGGAUUGUACCAACUGGGAAGACAUGACUACACCGAAGGUUACUUACGAAAGCUCGCUUACUCGCCCAUAGUGACAGGCGAGUCAACCUUGAACCCUCUUGAGAUGCGUUUGCAUGCUGCCUUGCAAGAAUCACUUGGGGAGAUACCGCGUCCCCGUGGAAUUACCCUUUAUACAGAGGAAUCGCUGGAUGGCAGCGAAGAGUUCGAUUCCUCUCUUAAGCCCUGUGCAUCCGAAAUUAUACUUACUCGGCUUCGUCAGCUGGUGCCUCUAGUUAAUCUUAUUGGCCAGGCAAUCAUGUACAAUGCAGUGCCAGGAAAGGUUUAUCGAUUCUAUAACAUUAAUCUUACGCACCAGCAUAGUGGAAACUGCUUGUUCACAUUCACGAGCCUUCCGUGUAUCCUUGAUAUGUAUUAUAAGGUUUUGAUAUCAUCUCUCGUUACCUGGGCGCGACUCACAACGCAACCUGAGAGACUGACAGAACUUGUCGAUAUAUGUACGGUCUAUUCUAUUUAUAACUCUUUUGGGCUCGUCCUUGUGACGGUAGAGGCCAGGCAAUGGUUUGACUGGUUUGUGCGGCUGGUAUUUAAGCUUGUCUCCGACCACUCGCGGUCAUUAACGGAGAGCGAGGUUAUUUUUAUCCAGCGACAUAUAAAGGAGAUCUUCUCGGAUGACAUUAUUUCGACUCUUCGCUCUCUCUCCAAGUCUGACAGCUUCAAGCCGAAACUAACCAGCAUAGUAUGCAACUCGCUACAACUACCGAGCACUAUCAAUAUGCCCACAAGUACUGAUGUACUUGAAGAGUACAUCUUUCGAAUACCUUUGCAUCAACUCUUCUUUGAAAUGCUUUUUGACCCCAAACAAUUCUGCUUUGUGAGCUCAUAUGAUGUCCUUUCUCUUGGCGCACCAGAGUACCUAUCCAAGGUUUACUCUCUGAAGUAUAAUACAUAUGAAGUUAAGCCAUCGUCUGGUGCGCUUAGAUACUAUAUUUUGGCAACUAUGCUUCUCACGUGCGGAUAUACACUAACAAUUCUCGGUAACACGUGUUCCGGAAAAUCGUCCUUUGUACGUAAUCUGUUUAUGAUGAAUCCUUUUCACUUUAGAAAUGACUUCCAUAUUCUCCACAUUUCUUCUCUCUCGGAGCAAAAUGACCCUGACGUUGCAACCGUAAACAUAAAGAAGCUUGUUAAGUCUAAGCUAAACAUGUACACCUCAUCCUUCUAUGCCCCGUAUCCUGGCGCCUGCACCUACCUGAUAUUUGAAGACGCAGAGGUGAUGCCCGCUGCCUGGUUGGAGGUUGCUCGUGAAUAUCAACAAAAUCAAUCCAUCUACGAUAAUAGGACCUAUACCAUUCUAAAAGAUGUGGUCUUCCUGUUCGUCACUAAGUUUUCUAAUGAUUUUAGAAUUGAUGAGCGUUACCUCAAGACCUCCUUCUUCUUACCGUUCUACGAUGUCACGGCAGAUGAGAUGCGGCAGAUCAUUUCCUUCAAGAUGAAACUACCGGAUCCGCGGCUCACAGAAAAGCUUGUGCUCUGCUCGUAUGAUCUUCUCCACGAAGUCAAUGCUUAUUUAAUAGGCGGCUAUUCUACUACAACCGGUACCACUUGCCUCACUACUACUGCGACAUUCGCUCCGUUAGUAUCGUCCAGGGGAAGCUGUGAUCCGGCGCCUCUUGUUACACUGGAAGUUCUUCUUAAUAUAUCUGACCAGAUUGCCAAGUUCAUCAAGCAACUCCCCAAGGAUAUUGACCAAAUGACAAUAGUCAAGCUAUGGAUUCACGAAACGUUCCGCGAAUUCACAGAUAGUCGUAGCAGAGUAUUCUAUCGGACAUUUACCAGCAUUAUUUACACCCUUGUACAAAAGCACUUUGAUAGUGAGGUAGCCUCUCGCCUUAUUGUUCCUCUUGAUGAUCAGCAUGCAGAAAUCUUCGACAUCCUAAUGAACAAACUUAAAGCCAAGUCGCGAACUUUGAGCACUACAGGUUCUUUUAUGCUGAACGAUCCUGUGAGCUUAAAGGGCCAUAAUCCUAUAGGCCUUCCUGCUAUUCAGGAGAUUUCUACAUCUGAUGAAGCUGGUUCCGAAAAUGAGCAUGAUGACUUAGAGCAAACUGACGAGAAUAACUCUCACUUUGUGCCAUUGAAUCCAGAUGCUUCAGACUUUAAUACCAAUAAUAGACUUCAGCUAGAAAAGCGCCAUGUUUCUGCGCUGCCCAUGUUUACUUAUACAUUCAAUGCUAGUGCCAUAAGGCAAGGCUAUCAGGAUGAAAGUAUUGAGGACUUUGCGUCACGUGCCAGUCUACUGGACGAGCAACAUGCACAUGAGGACAGUGGUGACUUACCUGCUCUUGUCUCCCUAUUAAGGUACACAGAAGUGACUAUGAAUGAUAUGAGCAAAGCCAUAGAAGAUGCUGAUAACGACGACCAUGAAGUUGAGGCUCCUGCAAAUGGUAAAGGCGAAAUCUUAAUUCACCACGCCAAGCGCAAUAGUUGUUUCGUUACGUCUACACAGACUCUGCUUAGUGUGCAACGCAUUUCUAGGAUUAUUGGAACACGGAGUUGUGCAAUUAUUGGAAUGGAUGGAACUGGCCGGUCCACGUGCCUCCGUCAAGCGGCAGACAACCUCAGGAUGGUUAUCAUCGAAUUCGAUCCCUUGGUAUCCACGUGGACGAACUUUAUUAUCAAUGCACUCACAAGAUCAGUCUUCAUGGAACGACUUGUAAUCCAACUAAACCAGGAAGAUCUGGAUUCGCCCGAGAUUCUAGAAGACCUAGAAAUGUAUUUUUCGACAGGGCUCGUCCAUAGAAUAGUUGACACAGAUGAAAAGAUUACCUCUCUUGCUGACUACAUCAAGGAGAUGCACAUGGACCUUUACGGAACACUAAUUGAAGCAGCUCAUACGGGAGCCAAUGACCUUUUAAUUAUGUAUCGUCGGAUACUUGCAGAACGCGUUCGGUUUUCUCUGAUACUGAAGGAGGACUAUUACCAUAUGCUUGCAACUGCAUACCCAGUGUUCUUUAAGAAUCUUGGGGUGCUAAUGUUUGACUAUCUUGAUAACUCAACUAUGGCAGUUAUUGUAACGAAACUCAUUCCAGAUCUGAAGCCAGAGAAGUUCCUCUUGGAUCACGUGAUUUCAAAGCUCCACCAUAUAGGAUACGUGGCAAUGCUCGCCUCUAAGGGCAAAAAUCGCGGCUGCAACUUCACUAAGCUCUUUGUUAACUUGACGCUGGCCUAUUUCUCCCACCACAACAGCUACAAGGAGAAGCUAGCUGAGAAGCGUAACUUGUGCUCUAUGUCCCUUGAACUAUAUAAUAUCAUGGGCGUGAUGCUGGAUGUAACAAGCAAGAAAGAAGUCGGUACGAAAGAGCAAUCUAAAGCGCUGGAGCAAAAGAUAGAAGAAAUUGGAGCCCAGUUGAAGGAGGCUAUCCUGCGCCAAGCAGAGGCCUCCCAAAUGGUAGCGCAAGCUGCUGAGAAGGUGGCCUAUGCUAACAAGCAGAUCCACGACUGUUCUUUAAAAGUUGAUAGUAUUCUGAAACCCUAUAUGGGGUCAGUGGAGCUUUCUCAUCAAUACUUGCUGAAGCUAUCGGCAAAAGAGCUAGGAGCAUUUAAGACCUUGACGAGGCCGAAUGAAGUCACACAACUUAUCUUCAAGGUCAUCUAUCUGCUGAUGGAAAAUACUAUUCCAGAAGGCGCUACACUCUAUUCCUAUUGGAUUCCGUGCAGAAAGAUAGUGGCAGCGAACGAUUUUAUUGAUCGUGCGAUUAAUUUAGACACAGCUGCGCUCAAGUCGGACAUAGUUGAUGAGAUUCUUUCUUCUAUCACAUCAUCGUCAUUCACAGCAGAUGCCGCAUCGAAAACAAGUGCAACAAUGGGAAAUCUUAUGGCGUGGUGCAGCUCUGUAUGCAAACUUGUCGCAGCCCAGAAGGAGGCUGCUCCUCUGCAGUCACAACUAGAUCAACUUCGACAGAACGGAGCGGAUGCUGUAUCGUCACAGCAGGUACUAAAGUCACAGCAGGAGCUUGCUGAUAAGACAGUUGUACAAUUACGUGACUCUAUCACACGAUGCAAACUAGAAAUAGAAACAUUAGGCAAGACGGGCGAGAUAAUUAGUGAGCGCACUCGCAGAAUCAAUCUUUUCCUUGGUGCUUUUGCAGACUUGAAGAAGCACUGGGAGACGGUGACAGAGGAUAAAGACUAUAUGCGCACCACUAUCGGAGACAGCUUACUAAUCUGUUCGCUAAUUAAUUACACUGGUUCAAUGUCACUACUCGCAAAGCUAGACUUUUUACUUAAGUGCAAGCAAAUUUUAAGUGCUAAUGGAAUAGCCUAUACAGGAAGUGAAAUCGACAUCGAAAAGGGACACACAUACGAUAUGUCAGAUCCAGAGGUAGUUGCGUCCCAAGUCCUCGGACUCAAGAGACUGCUUAUUACAGAGGAAGAGGAAAUGCAGCUAGUAUGCCGGGGGCUCAGAGCAGAUGAUAAUAUGAUAAUUAGUGCUCAGACGAUCGACUUUGUUGUCAAUGAUUUUCAAUGCUAUCCACUAAUUCACGAUCCCCACGAAUUUCUGCUUCCAUGGCUGAGUGCAUUUUCAACCAAUUCUCUUAGGGCAAAGCAUCUCCUAGCCGGCUUGGCUUCUGCAGCCAUUGAUGGAAAAAUUGGCGAUCAAGAGUCCAUACCGGAAACAGUGUUUCUUAACUCGAGUUCCCGAGACUUCUUCGUUAACCUAAGGGCUCAUCUUGUCAAAGGCUCUGUCGUUAUAGUCCAACUGGCUCCUUCGUUCGAUCAGGCACGAAUAUCAGGGAUUGCAGAGUUACUUUCUCACAUGACAGAUACUCAUACAAAAAUUGUUUUCUACAAUACUCAGAAAGCCAACGAUAGUUUCCAGACUUUGUUCAGUAAAAACAAAGCCAUCAGAGAUUAUAUAUACACGGUCGACAUUACAUCCUACGAUCAACGAAACUAUAUAUUGCUACGCCUAUCUUCUAUCUGCAACCCAGAGAUAGAUUCGUCUAUGGUGAAGCUCUGUGGGGAGUACCUAUCUCUUUACACUUCUCGUGAUCAAGUCGUCGCCCCUCGCUUGUACCAAAUGAUCAAGCAUGUUCAUACGUCAAUGAAAGAUCCAGCGAUUGGCGAGCUAAUACUCGACGAUGUGCAGUACUUCGAUAAAAUGCUGAGUAGUCUAGAGCAAUAUCAGAUUCAAAGUAGCAAUCUUGCGAAACUGAUGCGCAGGGUUCAAGAAAAAGAGGUCCAACGCCAGGAAUACAGCAUUCUGGCCAGUUGCGCUAGCCAUCUUCGCAAUAUAACAGAUCGUUUGACUGACCGCGCUCUGUUUUAUCAAUAUAACUUUGAGAAGGUAUUUGGUUUGAUUGAGUCAACUGCAAAUCAGUAUAUGGAGCAACACAGCACCCAGUUAGUACCGCCAGAGGCUGCAGAAGUGUUGAUUUACGAGGCAAUUUACCUGCUCAUUGCACCCAGUCUUCACACGAAUGAGAAACUUCUUUUCGAGCUCAAUAUGGCGCUUGUAAAAGAACUUGAGGGAAAACUUUCUGGUUUGCGGCACGAUAUUUCAUCCAAUGAUGUUUUGAAGAUAAUUAUCAAAAGCGGAAGUCUCUUGGAUCUGGCAUUGGAUGCGGGUGAAAAUCUUCCGCCGAACAAAUCGCUUAAAAUUACCGAUAGUGCCCUUCAAGCCAUAUCACGAUUAGAGGAUGGCUCUGCUUUUGGCCCAUAUCUGAGUGGUAUCUGCAAACAUAUUCAUGAUCACCCAGAUGCGUGGGACAAGGCGCUGGAUACGAUACGCGCUAUCGGCAACACUGAUCUAGAAGCAUACAAUCCAGACGUCAUCCGGUGUUUUCCAUCCUACAGCGUAACUGCAAAGACGAUGCCACUUGCAAUCUGGCUGGUUAUAACUUAUCACCUAGACAAGAGCAAAUUCAUUGCCGUCGCGAAGUCGUAUAUUAUCAACGUUUUGCCAUUUGCAAAGACAAACAGGAUAAAAGACCACAUUAUAGAUCUUAGACUCAACGGUGAACGAGACUGGAAGCCGUAUUUACUCCUUCAGACAGACCCUCAGAUGAUUUUGGACAUAGAGCAUUUGGCGCGAGCUAGGAAUAUACAUAUAACAAUGCUUCUUGAAAAGCAGAAGUUGAUCGAGUUAUGCACUACUAGGACUUGGGUCCUGCUUCCAGAUAUUCAGUUUCAUGAUGAUCAUGAGUUGCGCUGCCUUAUCCUAAUGGAGCUACCAGCCAUCCAUGCCAGCGGCGGCAUGCAUAGAGAUUUUAAGUUAUUCUUCACCCUAUCAGAUAGCAAGGCCAAGUUAUCCAAUGAUCUGUUGUUGAAUAGCGUUAAGAUAUAUUGGAGUAUGCCUCACAAUAUCAAGCAGAACCUUCUAGCAGUUUAUGAGGACCACUUCAAAGACAUUUACACCAAGUUUGAAGCUGAUGAGAUGGUCUACGGAUCUAUUCUGAACAAGCUCAGCUACUGGCUCCUCUUUGCAUUCUUUGUUCUUAACGAACGCCUGACUGCCUCGUCUAGAAUCAAUGUACUAAGGUUCUAUGAUUCAUUUCACGAGGUAAGGAAUGUGUUCCUACUUGCAAUCCAGUCGCUCAGUCGUCCAAAGGUGGUCACAAAGGGUCCAGGAAUCGUUCUCGGCAUCCCACUUUUGCGCGCUCUAAAUGCAAACAAACACUUUCAAGAGCAAGGAGUCAAGCACUAUGUUCCCACAGAGAUCGAGUGCUGCUCUGUUCUUUCUUUCGAGGGUAUAUAUUACAUCUUUGGAGACCUCUACAUGAAAUCGGAAAUACAAGACCAGUAUGAUGAGGCGUGCUUCGACGCAUUACUACGCAGCAUCAUUACACCGGAACUCUUUGAUUCGGAUAAAUACCGAACUCAUCCUGUCCAUGGGCGAUACAUGAUCAAUCUUCAGAGCCUCUUUAAUAUUUCUCAAAGCUCUAAUGCAAACAUACUUCGCGAUAUAGAGCACUCGGUCACGUCAAUCAACCUUCCAGAAUUAUGGUCUCUCGAUGCGUCCCUCUAUGAUAUACUUGCAUACCGAGAACUCUGCCUGUUUCUCCAAUCCAGUACUUCUUCGCGGCAUGCUCCGUUUACAAAUACAGGCGGCUAUCUGGAAAGCACUCCCCACGGACAUCGACUAGUCAGCGCUGUGGUAGAGGACCAGUGUACCCAGGUCAUUAGCACUGAGGUAUACCGCAGGCGACUAGAAAAGGAAGUUCAGGCUAAUAGUCCGUUAAUGUAUAUCUAUUUGGCAAUUGAGCGAGAUGUUGCUAUUUUUAAUCUUCGCAUUCGUGCAUUCCUACCAAGCAUUCUUCAGCAGUCUAAGAAGUUCAGAACAAUUAUCAAUUACUAUACCAGCAUAGCCACCAAGGGAUUUACAACAGCUCUGAAUCUUGCGACUUUGCAGUCCCCCGCAACGUUCUUCGAUGCACUGCGACUAUACUACGGUCACAACCUUAAUGUGGGCUUUAGUAAGAUCAUCUUGGAUAUUGUUCCGAAGGCCUACUAUUCUCAGAGUAAGGCAGAUGAAGUGCUCAUGGCGGAAUCUAUUGCAGACAUGUCCAGAAUAAGACCAGCUCCGUCUCCGCGACGCUAUGUGGCAAUUGAUGAGGAAAAUGCAACGCUCAGGAUGAUCGGCUUAAGUGCCUCUGAAAGUGCUGUAGAUGAGGCCAUUAAUGCAUCGUUGGUUGGGGUAGACAGCACUUUUGUUAUCAAUGGUGUCUACUUAGGCUGCUUUGGUGAAAGCCCGAGUCCGUAUCUGUCGAGCAGACUCCCAGGUGAUCCUUUCUCUGCGUCCCCCCUCUGUCUUUCUGUGCGAGGACGCGCCGUCCAACCGGGUGAGACAGCCCCUCUACUUAUGUUUGCACACUCGUGGCCACGCGGGGACCCUGUUUGCAGUACGGCUGAUUUUACAGGAACGUUGGAUGAAUGUAACAAGCACCUCGGUCUAUAUAUGCGAAACUACCAACAUGACAAGUGA
Messenger RNA from Giardia duodenalis, 16719 nucleotides. Its product is annotated as putative Dynein heavy chain. Gene Ontology annotation, biological process: microtubule-based movement. The record is from RefSeq and is a predicted model, not a curated record. Gene Ontology annotation, cellular component: axoneme; dynein complex. Gene Ontology annotation, molecular function: dynein light intermediate chain binding; minus-end-directed microtubule motor activity; ATP binding. The coding region runs from base 1 to 16719 and encodes 5572 amino acids. The transcript has a single exon. Lineage: Eukaryota; Fornicata; Diplomonadida; Hexamitidae.